AUGAAUCGGCAAAAUCAGAUGGCUAUUAGAGCUUCUCUAAAGAAUACGCUUUUCAGUAAAAGCAGAAGGAAUUUGAAGUAAAAUCCUCCACCCUAAAAUUCUUCUCCUCCUAUGAAAAAUUCUCAACCAAAAAGCACAAAUUAGCAAUUUAGACAUUUUAGUGAUAUUUAUGAAUAUGGUCCAUCAUCAGAUCGGUUAUAUGAAUAUUUAGCAUUAGGUGAAGGAGCACAUGGAAUUGUAAAGAAAUGUUACAAGCGAGAUUAAAAUAAUAUAGAUAUAUAGGAUAGAACCACCUAUGCCGUUAAGAUCUUUAGAACUGGAGAUACAGAAAUAAUUAAUACGAUCAGAGAGACAUUUCACAUAAAUAGAACACUUAAUGAUCUGAAUUGUGUAGUUAAAGCACUAGAUCUUUUUAUAAAUUCUAAAAAGGAAGAACACCACUUGGUUAUGGAAUAUUGUCCUUUUUUGAGCUUAGAACAGAGAAUGGGAAAAUUAAGUGUAGAUGAUAUUCAAAUAAUUGCUUUAAAUUUAGCUCAGUCCAUAAAAGAAUUGCAUUAAAGAGGAAUUUGUCAUCGAGAUUUAAAACCAGAUAAUAUUCUUAUUGGAGAUAAUUUAACAUUGAAAUUAAUAGAUUUUGGGGUCUCUAAAAGGUUUUUCGUAAAAGGGAAGGUCACCAAAAAAAUCGAUAUGUGGACAAGGACUGGUUCGUUAUUUUAUUAAGCUCCCGAAAUACAGUUUCUAGGUGGUGGUUAUAAUGAGAAAGUUGAUAUCUGGUCAAUAGGCAUUAUUUUGUAUUAAUUAUUGGUUGGAUAAUUGCCAUUUUAAUAGGAAACUGUCCUGGAUACAAUAGAGAUGAUAAGAGAUUCAGAAAUUAAUGUAAAAAACACAUCGGCUUUUAAAAAGCUAAAUCCUCUAGAAUAAGAUCUAUUAAAGAGACUAUUAAAGAAAGAUCCGGAGAAAAGACUGUCAGCAGAAGACUUUUCAUUGCAUCCUUGGCUUCAAAAGAGAUAAUAAAAAAAGUCAACAAAAAGCUUUGAUGAUUGCGAUAUCUAGGAUAUAAGGAAAAGUGAUGGAAUUUUACAAUAAUCAUAAAUAUCAAUUUAGAAGCAAUACCUACCUCGUAGCAAUAACCCUUUAAUUGUUCCUAUACAGGAAGAAAAAGUGUCUAGUCCAUUGAAAUUGAGUUGGAAUAUUUGGGAUACUCAUGUUCAUUAUGUCCCUCAAGAUUUAAUUCAGAUUAUCAACCUAUAUGACAGGCAUUCUAAGGAAAUGGGGAGUUCAGAAGAGUUGAUCAAUUAGCAAUAGAAAUAAGAUGAAAUAGGGGAAUUUUAAGUUGGGUUAAUGAGAACAACUUCAGAGCAUUUUGAUUAACUAUGA
Molecule: messenger RNA, 1377 nt
Organism: Paramecium tetraurelia
Lineage: Eukaryota; Ciliophora; Oligohymenophorea; Peniculida; Parameciidae
Exons: 3
Biological process (GO): peptidyl-serine phosphorylation; autophagy
Cellular component (GO): cytoplasm
Molecular function (GO): ATP binding; protein serine/threonine kinase activity
Source: RefSeq, a predicted model, not a curated record